Lepisosteus oculatus (spotted gar) is the source of this 831-nucleotide messenger RNA. RefSeq names its product COMM domain containing 3 (gene commd3). Lineage: Eukaryota; Metazoa; Chordata; Actinopteri; Semionotiformes; Lepisosteidae. Gene Ontology annotation, biological process: sodium ion transport. The record is from RefSeq and is a predicted model, not a curated record.
GCCUCUGUCACGUGGGCCUGUGUCGGAGGUCACUUACAACCACAAUGGAGCUGUCGGAGUUUGUGCAGAGGGGGCUUCAGUAUUUGACGGAUACGGACUAUUUUGACUCGAAAACAUUCACGGUGUUUAUUAAGGUAGCCUUCCAGAGCCUGCUCUCUUCCCACUCCGAUCAUGCGAUCUUAGGUGGUCCUGAGUUUAGACACGUCGACCAAACAUUGUUAAAACACUGUCAUGUAGCAACAACGACCUGCAUCCUGGAGUUUGUUAAGCAAAACGCUGACAAAUCUACGAUUAGCACGUGUCUUGAAGAUCUUAAAUAUGAUCCAGAAAGAAUAGACAUGUUUUGCAAUGAAUACCAGAAAAACAAAAGUGAUUUAGAACACUUAUUAGCAAGUUUAGGCAGAUGCCCUCCUCAGAUUUGUGAUGUCGCUUGGCGCCUGGAGUAUCAGAUAAAGAACAGUCACGUCCACAAAGUUAAUAAGCCGUCUUAUUUGAUCACCUUCAAUGUUGAGAACAGCGGCGCAAGAUCACCGGAAGAAAUUCAUUUCAGUUGCACAAUGGAGCAACUGCAGGACUUGCUGGGUAAGAUGAAAGACGCUGCAAAAAGUCUCGAAAAGGCCACACAGAUGUAAACCACAAGCUGUAAAGAAAUGGACGACAACUACAGAGCCCGACUCAUCAUCUGACCCUGUUCGACGAUUGAUGGGACCUGAGCUGAUUUCGACGCUUUGAAAGUAUAUUUUUUACUGGCUGUCGGUUUUGUUCUUUGCGAAGUGCACUAAAGAACGAUUAAACUUUUUUAUAUCAUGAAUAAAUUACUCCAAUAAAUCA